Molecule: messenger RNA, 4599 nt
Organism: Pristis pectinata (smalltooth sawfish)
Lineage: Eukaryota; Metazoa; Chordata; Chondrichthyes; Rhinopristiformes; Pristidae
Product: chondroitin sulfate N-acetylgalactosaminyltransferase 1-like
Exons: 8
Coding region: 286-1893 (535 amino acids)
Cellular component (GO): Golgi cisterna membrane
Molecular function (GO): glucuronosyl-N-acetylgalactosaminyl-proteoglycan 4-beta-N-acetylgalactosaminyltransferase activity
Source: RefSeq, a predicted model, not a curated record
GGAUAACAGAGGCUGCCUUUAAUAUUUCACCAGGCGUUGCUGAUGCACUCUGGAUUUUCUUGCACACUGCGUGGUGGUUUUAUCCAGUGUUGGCAAGAUCUGCACGAGAUUUCAUUUCUGAAUAACUGUUCUGCAAGGUUGUUGUCUCCCAGUAGCCACCAGAAGAGGAGCUUUGCUUGAAAUGAGAAGAUUUGUAAGGACUAAAACAUUUAGUUCAGAGACUGAUGGUGUUGCUGUCAAAUCAUUCAGGACUGACUAACUGGACUGGCGCUCCAGAAAAACAGGAUGUGGUUAAGAAUAAUGCGAAGGGGAACGCCGGCAUGGAUUUGGCAGUUUGCCACGGUAUUGGUUUUUCUGUGCAGUAUAGUCUCCUUGUUGUACAUGCUGGCAUGCACUCCAAAGGUGGAAGAUGGCCAACCUUUGUUGCCUGGGGUGAGUGGGCCAACUGGGAAAGACAAUUUUCAGGUGUUGCUUGAGGAGCGCGAGGAACAACACCGUAAUUACAUCAACAGCCUGAAGAAACAAAUAGCACAACUGAAGGAGGAACUGCGAGAAAGAAGUGAGCAGCUGAAGGUUGUACAGGAUCGCUACGGCGACUCACUGGGAGGUAAUUUUGAUCGGAGCAGUCUGGUGAAAACUCAAGCCGAUCUGUUGGGAUUCCUGCACUCUCAGAUCGACAAAGCGGAAGUCCAUUCUGGUGUCAAGUUGCCGACGGAAUAUUCGGUGAUACCGUUUGAGAGCUUCACCCUCCAGAAGGUGUACCAGCUGGAAAUGGGCCUCACCCGACAUCCUGAGGAGAAACCAAUCCGGAAGGACAAACGGGAUGAACUGGUGGAAGCUAUUGAGGUUGCACUAGGAAUUUUGAACACCCCCAAAGAUGGAGGAGCAACAAACCAUCGGAUGCGUGCAGCUGCUGACUUUAUUGAGGGUAUCUACCGCACAGAGAAAGACAAAGGGACUUUAUAUGAGCUGACGUUCAAAGGUGACCGAGCCCAUGAGUUCAAACGCCUGGCUUUAUUUCGCCCUUUCGGCCCACUCAUGAAAGUUAAGAUGGAAAAGGUGGACACGACCAACAUGCUGAUUAAUAUCAUUGUGCCACUGGCAAAGAGAGCUGAUACGUUUCGGCAAUUCAUGCAUAAUUUCAGGGAGGUGGGUGUUCGAAUGGAUGGCAGAGUUCACCUCACUGUGGUUUAUUUUGGGACAGAACAAAUGACUGAAGUAAAAGCCAUACUUGAAUAUGUAUCCAGAGAAGCAAACUACAAGAACUACACCUUCAUUCCCUUGGAGGAGGAUUUCUCCCGUGGGAAAGGCCUGGAUGUUGGUGCUCGUGCUUGGAAGGGGAACAACGUCCUGUUGUUUUUCUGUGAUGUGGAUAUAUACUUCACAGCGGAGUUUCUGAACACCUGCAGAUUGAACGCCCAGCCAGGAAAAAAGGUUUUCUACCCUGUACUCUUCAGUCAGUACAAUCCUGCUAUUAUUUAUGGACAUCACGACACUGUUCCGCCCAUUCUACAGCAGCUGGUGAUUAAAAAGGAUUCUGGCUUCUGGAGGGAUUUUGGCUUUGGAAUGACCUGCCAAUAUAGAUCAGACUUCAUCAAUAUAGGUGGCUUUGACUUGGACAUAAAAGGAUGGGGAGGUGAGGAUGUUCACCUCUACCGCAAAUACCUCCACAGUGACCUGAUAGUGGUUCGGACGCCGGUCCGUGGACUCUUCCACCUCUGGCACGAGAAGCGGUGCGUGGAUGAGCUGACCCCUGAGCAGUAUCGCAUGUGCAUGCAGUCGAAGGCCAUGAACGAGGCCUCGCACGGACAGCUGGGAAUGCUGGUCUUCCGGCAUGAGAUCGAAGCACAUCUACGCAAAGAGCGGCACAAGGUCAACACGAAGAAAACAUAAGAGAAGCCUACGCCACAUCAUCUUUAGCAUCAGAGCACCCAGCACUGGUGAAGGUGCAGGAUGGAAGGACAUUUCCACACCAUUUUGUGCAAUUCAGACAGAGAGUGCUUCUAGUCUUCUCUGUGAUGUUGCAAUAAAUGCUCUGCUGCAGUGUUGGUCAAAACUAUAAAGGUGGUAUUUGCAGAUGUGAACAUCCAGUCCUUCAGGAUUAAUGCAGAGAAGUUCCCCUGUAAGUGUGAGACAAUGAACAGGAUGGUGGCACUUAAAAUUAUUGACAAUCACAACACAACAAUGUGUGUGGGGGGUUUAUUAGGAAGUCAAGUCCCCCUUAUUAAAGAUUUACUCUGAAGAAUGAUCCAGAAUUUUGCGAUCUGAUAUAGUCGCCUAAGCCAAUCGUGAAUCACAUGGAAGAGAAAGCCAAUUUGGCCGAAAGUAGCUGAACAUGAUGUGACCCUCUCCAUGACCUAUUCAAGAGUCCACUCAAAUGGACUUCUACGUACUACUUACAUGUCCCUUUGUCUUAGUUUAAUUCACUUUAUCUGUUUUGCUUGCCCAUACACACAUCCAUGAGGUCACCUUUUCAUGACCUUUUCAGGCUGUAAUUUGCAGAUUUCUUAAAUAUUUUCAUCUUAAUCUUUGACAAUGGGGUGAGUCUUGGUUUGUUUCCCUGCAUCACCUUCAGCCACUAAAUACCUCCCUAUGUUACAGGACCAGAACUGGACAUGUUGGUCAAAAUGGAAACUGACUAGCACACUCUAAAAGAAAAACUUGCAUUUAUAAAGCACCUUGCAAUCUCCCUGAAAGUACUAAACAGUUUCCUGGGCUAUGAUCUACUUAAAAGUGCUUAUUGUUUUUGAAGGAAUUUAGGUGAAUGAACUAUAAAUCCAUCUUUAGAGGUAAUGGCUGAGGGAGGAAUGUUGGCUUGAGCACAGGGAAGAUGUAUCUUGGCUUUCCCUUGAGAGUUUACACAUGACUUCCUCUAACUUGUUUGACUGCACAAGUUGGCAUCGUUAUUUGCUGCUGUACAGUGACUCGGGCCAGUCUACUAAAAUCCUGAAAUUGCCUUCAAUAUCAUCCACAGCCAUUCUGACAGAGUACUGAAGACAUACUUGUACUGCCCUUUCUUUUGUUCUUCCCAGGUGCAAUAUUCCAGAUUGAAUUUGGAUCAUUUGAAUAAAUGAUCUGUUGUCAUUUAUCUAGUCGACUUUGUAGGUUUCUGGUUGUUUCCCCGGAUAAAAGGAUCAGCUCCUUAUCAUUAGCUGCCACAAAAUACCAAGUGGUGAGUGGAAACCAAAUGUGUAGUGGUCUUUGAAAGUAUCGGAAGCAAGAUCCAUACUCCAAGGAUUUGGCUGAAAGAAUACGCAUGUUGAGUCUAUUCUCCUUGGAACAGACAUGUCGGAACUAUUUUCAUUUCAAAUUAUUGUGUGGGAUUAAUGAUUCUGAAACUUUUCUCUCAACCUUCUAUUGCACUUUUGCUUGUUUGCUUCAUGACUUCUAGAACACUGUUGAUUUUAAAAAAGGGCGGAAGACUUGUUAACAAAACUACAGUGCAGAGAAACCAAGAAUAAACUAUAGAGUGAUUGGUGGUGUACAUUUCUUCCAUAGCAUUCUGGUCAAGAUGAUCUUACUUCCAGUUUGUAUUUUUAACCAUAUUUGCAAUCAUAAUCCACACCUCCAUAAGUACCUUUUGGUAGUUAUACCUUUGCUAUGGAUGCAGAAAUUGGAUUCAAGAAAGGAUCACUUUAUUACUGCAGCCACGCAAGUCAUCCUGGUGGUUAACCAGCCUCGAAUGUUUUGAUACGGACGUAAUGUGGACAAGAGGGUUGUAAUUGUCUGUCUGUCCCACAACAUAACUGUACUGAGACUGACAAGGACGGUGAAGGGUAUCACAAAUAUUUUUAUCAUUCAUUCUUGGAACAUGAGUACUUACUGUCCAUCUCUGAGCUAGUGAUGGGGGAUGGCUGGCUCGUAAACCACUGUAAUCCAUUCAGCUAAAGCAGUGGGGAUUUCCCUGAUUUUAGUGAAGUGAUGAUCCAUAAAUAAUGUCCAAGUCCGGGGGAGGGGUUUGAUUUGGAGGUGAUGGAGUUGCCUUGCCCUUGCUUCCCUUCCUAAUGAUGGGUCAGCAUUUAAACUUUCUCUUAAUUUAUUCCAGUUUUCCAGCAUUCAUGCUCUCUGCCAUUCUUUAUGUAUUUGUAGCUAUGCCAGUAGUUGGUUGCAGUCACAGCAUUUGGCUAACAAGUAUCUUGCAGAUAUUUUUUUAUCACUGAAGCUGUGGAGAGACCAAUGGCCCAGAGAUGUACAUGGACUUUCAGAUUAUCAGCCGUCAAUCAGUCAAAAUUCACUCAAACUGCUGAAAGAAAUUGGUAUGGACUUUUGCAGUUGUUGGAAUUUUCUGCAUUACACUGUGAGACUGACAGCAACUUUAGGUGUCAGCAACUUAUGGAUUUCCACAUUUAACGAUACAGUCUAUAAUACUCCACUCCUCCACAAUGCACUGUUGAAGUCACUGCAGAUGCAUGCCCAUUUACUGGAUCGACAAGAACUUCAACUUGUAACAAAUGAUUCUCACUGUAAAAACCCAUGAAAAUGUUAUGCCUUGUUGAAUGAGAUGUAACUGGGUCCCUAAUAGUAAGCUUAAGCCAUAAUUACAGUUAAACACCUCUUGGGCCCUGAAACUCUAAUAUUGUGUGUGCAGUCUUAUUCCAU